AUGAGAGCUUGUAUUUUGAUGAACAACAUACAACAACUUCGGGUCCAAUUGGAGAAGAUGUUCGAUUCGAUGGGCGGCGAUAAGUUGGAGGAGGACGCCGCCAACAUCCUGAAGGAGCUGCAGCAGAAUCUGAAUACUGCCUUGGAUGAUCUUGCAACGCUGUUUGCUAAGAGCUUGGAGCCUCGAAUCACGGGUAGUGUUCGCGAGCUGGGUGACCUGCUGCAGCAGGUCAAACAGCAGACUUCCCUGUUCCACGCACCGCCCACGGACGAUGCCAACAUGAUUGCGAUGGAAGCGGACGAAGUUCUGCGACCGCUGAUGGAUCUGCUCGACGGCUCCCUCUCGAUGUACGCCCAGUCCUGCGAGAAGACUGUCCUGAAGCGACUGCUGAAGGAGCUCUGGAAGAUAGUCAUCCGGACGUUGGAGAAGACCAUCGUGCUACCACCGAUGACCGACAGAACGAUGGUCUUCAAACACCUCACCAAUAACGCCAAGAACCUGGCAGCCAACGCGAAGAUCGAGGACAUGUCUCGGCUUAUCAAAAACCACAUGGGUGGCAAGCAGGAUGCGAAGAGUGUGCUCAGCGGUGUCAUGGAUAUCUCCAAAGAGAUCGAGAAGAAUCUGUCGCCGAAGCAGUGCGCCGUGCUGGAGGUCGCGCUGGACACCAUCCAGCAGUACUUCCACGCCGGCGGUAACGGACUGAAGAAGCCUUUCCUGGAAAAAUCUUCCGAGCUGCAGAGUUUAAAGUACGCACUGAGCUUGUACACCCAGACGACGGAUACGCUGAUCAAGUCCUUCGUCUCCGGUCAGGGCGCUUCGGAGGGUAAGUUCUCGUGCACACGAAUGUCACAAACCAACCUAACUCUAAUCUUUGCAGAAAGAGGAAUCAGUCACGACGAUGCCUCGGUGGGUGAGGUGUCGAUCCAAAUCGAUGUCUCCUCCAAUCCGGAGAAUGGCGAACAGAAGAUUUCCGUCAAGGUAAUCGCCGCCAACUAUAACAACAGACUAUAGUCUGAUUUGUUUAUA
Molecule: messenger RNA, 1026 nt
Organism: Toxorhynchites rutilus septentrionalis
Lineage: Eukaryota; Metazoa; Arthropoda; Insecta; Diptera; Culicidae
Product: protein unc-13 homolog B-like
Exons: 6
Coding region: 1-1011 (336 amino acids)
Biological process (GO): synaptic transmission, glutamatergic; neuromuscular junction development; presynaptic dense core vesicle exocytosis
Cellular component (GO): plasma membrane; neuromuscular junction; synaptic vesicle membrane
Molecular function (GO): syntaxin-1 binding; calmodulin binding; diacylglycerol binding
Source: RefSeq, a predicted model, not a curated record